AUGACUCCGCUCCAGCAAACUCCUGAGUACCAACGCUAUUAUCACACUACGCUGAACAAGAGACCAUCCUCACCAGCUACGUACUCCUUGGGCACUUCAAUGGCCGCACUAACUUUCAACUUUGACGAGCACACUGGCGAGGUGACGGUGAACGGACAAAGCUGGCAUGAAGUUCCUCAGUCCGAAAAGUCCACUUUACUGAAGACCCUAUCCGCAUCACAGCUGCUCAAAGCUGUAGCAAGCGACUCAAGAGCAAGCCAGGAUAUUCAGACCAUGGAGGAUGACAUCGCUUCCUACAUUGUGCGAGUCCACAAGCAAGCGCUCGAGGAUAGCAUGACGUCCUUCGAUUAUUGGCAUCUCUCACUCCUCGACGCUCUCAAGCACUGGCUCGAACACAAGGACCUCUGGAUCAUCGAUGGCUUUUUCCGCGCGGCUGACUUCGUACGAUGGUACAACGGAUUCCAGGUCUUCCUCGACUACGAGCCAGUCGACCGUUACGUCCAAAACUUGGUCCAUAUCUACAUACAAGCCCACACAGACAUCUCUGUUAUGGCAGAUGAUGUGGAGAGAUUGACAGAGAUGUGCCGUGCGAUUGAACUUCCCACGCGUGCUAGAGCAAAUCGGUCGCACGACAGCAAUAACGACGUUGAGAGGAUCAAGAAUGGCUACUUGGGAAGCUGA
This is a messenger RNA of Saxophila tyrrhenica, 681 nucleotides long. RefSeq lists its product as uncharacterized. The coding region runs from base 1 to 681 and encodes 226 amino acids. The record is from RefSeq and is a predicted model, not a curated record. The transcript is spliced from 2 exons. Lineage: Eukaryota; Fungi; Ascomycota; Dothideomycetes; Mycosphaerellales; Extremaceae.